AGCCAGUGAGCGAGGUGAGAACGCGGCCGUGGCGCCUUGUUCGCACACGGGAACGUUCGUCGGUCGCCGUCGGUAAAAGAUUGGGCUGUUCUCGCGUCGCCGCCUGCCAGCCCAUUCGGCCUCGGCCCACUAAAGAGGAAGAUGGUGAAAGGGCCCUACAACCGUAGGCCCACCUAAGCGUAUAUGGGCCGUCGUUUUAUCCUUCGAACUCAACAAAUCCCCGUUCCUUUCUCCUCCUCCCUAUCCUUCUUCCCUUCUGAUUCGCAACCCCUCUUCAUGUUCAUGGUCGGUUUCGAAUUCCGAUAUCGGACAAUGCAAAGUUGCUAACCAAUAAAUCCGAUCACGACGCUGCUUCGCCUUCGGCGAUACGCAAACUGAUCCUUCUCUUCGUGCAGAUGCCGUUCUCCCUGUUACUCUUCACCGGCGCCGUCGCUGGAGUCGCGAUGUUGGUCCUCCCUUGGUGGUGCGCCGUCGGCGAGGACGACGACACCUACAUCGACGGCGUCGUCGAUGACUCUUACGACUCUGAUUCCUGGUACACAGAUUAUAGCGACGAAGACGACGACGACGUUGGCGGCGACAAUAAGGACGGUUUAACGCCAGACCAGCUGCGGCGGCUGCCGUGGUUCGCCUACUGCGGCGGCGGCGGCAGGAGCUGCAGCAUAUGCCUGGAGGAGAUGCGCGACGGCGAGAGGUGCCGGCGGCCGGGUCGCUGCCGGCACGCAUUCCACGCCGCCUGCGUCGACGAGUGGCUGACGACGAGACGCACCUGCCCGUGCUGCCGUGAGCUCGUCCUGGUCCCUCCGGCUGCAAGGCUAGCUGCUCCCACGUAUCGGUAGACGAUGUCACUAAACUUUUCGGCACGAACAAAUACUGAAAUAUACCGGCUGCAGUUCUAAUUCUGGUUUUGAAACUAGUUUGCUGAUAUUGUAGAAGUGUACUUCAUCUG
Oryza sativa Japonica Group (Japanese rice) is the source of this 949-nucleotide messenger RNA. Its product is annotated as E3 ubiquitin-protein ligase EL5. NCBI's taxonomy places the organism in Eukaryota, Viridiplantae, Streptophyta, Magnoliopsida, Poales, Poaceae. The record is from RefSeq and is a predicted model, not a curated record.